AUGCAAGACAACAAAAAAGUCAUAGGGCUCCUCCCAAGUCUUUACAAAGAAAACUGCGAGCAGCACUUCCCUACAAACAAAAUGCACUCUUAUCGACAAAAUUCAGUUUUUUACGAAGAAUCUUGCAGAGGAGUUUUAAUCGAGAAUUCCAAUUGUAUUUUAAAAAAUUUCAAUAAAAUUACUAAAAAAGGCUCAAAUAUAAGUGUCUCUGAGGCAAGCACUAAUUCAACAGUUUCUAUUAAUAAAAAGCGGACACCAAGUGUGAAUCCAAGAAAAAAGAAAUCAGAGACCUGUAUUUUUUCCAUAAUAUACUAA
This is a messenger RNA of Blepharisma stoltei, 315 nucleotides long. NCBI's taxonomy places the organism in Eukaryota, Ciliophora, Heterotrichea, Heterotrichida, Blepharismidae. The record is from the annotation of a GenBank genome assembly.